This is a messenger RNA of Fusarium redolens, 1023 nucleotides long. RefSeq lists its product as uncharacterized. The record is from RefSeq and is a predicted model, not a curated record. Lineage: Eukaryota; Fungi; Ascomycota; Sordariomycetes; Hypocreales; Nectriaceae. The annotation marks the transcript as partial. The transcript has a single exon.
UCCACGCCGGCUUCUUUACUUCACUUUAUCCAUUAUCACGGUUUCUCAUCAUAUCUCGUGCCAUCCUCAUCACCGGCGCGACCGGCAGAUAAGGCAGGGCUGUCAUCAACGCUCUGGUCGCAAAGCUGCCCUCAGACUUCCUUCUGCUCGCCAUCACCCAUAAUGUGCAGUCCACCAGCGCAAAACGUCUCGCCGCCAAGUCGCCUAACGUCAAGUUGGUCGAGGGGGACCUCGAAUCAAUCGCAUCUCUCUUUCAGUCUGCCAAGAAAGUCGCCGGAACUGCGCCGCUUUGGGGCGUUUAUUCUGUACAAACAUCCGGCGGCAAAGCUGCCAUAUUAGAGGCCGAAGUAAGGCAAGGAAAAGGCCUGAUUGGCGAGUCAAUCAAGGCAGGCGUCUAAGACUUUGUCUACAGCAGUGUUGAUCGCGGCGGUGAGAGAUCUUGGGAUAACCCAACCCCUGUACUACACUUCGAAACCAAGCACGGGAUCGAACACCACCUCUGCGACUUGACUUCUAAUGGCAAAAGCACCAUAGGCUGGACUAUUUUGCGACCUAUAACUUUUAUGGAUAAUCUAGGACUGAGUUUUGCAAUGAAGGUCUUUCUUAUACUUCUUUGCGAUAUAAUGAAGGAUAAGCCGAUACAAUGGAUCGCAACCGAGGACAUCGGCUACUUUGUAGUCGAGGCUUUCUCUGACUUAACGACUUAUUGGAUUAAUUGGCAACGAAUUGAACUUAUUGUAACUCAGCCAGUCUUUUAAGAGGGCCGCAGGAAGCCUGGCGCCGAUAAUGUUUAGUUUGCUUGGAAAGGCGCUGAAGCAUGGCGUCCCUGAGAUGGGCGGUAUGAUAAGCUGGUUGUACGAUGGCGGAUACGGCGCCAAUGUGGCAGAGACUCGGAAGAUUCAUCCCAAUGCGACGACUAUGGAGGAUGUUGUAACAGAUAUGGAAAAGCCGCAUUGGCCGUGCUUGCAUUUAUUUGGUCUGUUGAGUGCACAGAAUAGUUAUGGUGAAUUGGGCGUUGUUUAU